Lineus longissimus is the source of this 6076-nucleotide messenger RNA. RefSeq names its product glutamate receptor 3-like. The transcript has 14 exons. The record is from RefSeq and is a predicted model, not a curated record. Gene Ontology annotation, cellular component: plasma membrane; postsynaptic density membrane. Gene Ontology annotation, molecular function: glutamate receptor activity; transmitter-gated monoatomic ion channel activity involved in regulation of postsynaptic membrane potential. Lineage: Eukaryota; Metazoa; Nemertea; Pilidiophora; Heteronemertea; Lineidae. The coding region runs from base 1504 to 4137 and encodes 877 amino acids. Gene Ontology annotation, biological process: modulation of chemical synaptic transmission; synaptic transmission, glutamatergic.
CAAGUGUUGUGAGGUGGUUUUGAACAUAGUGGCUCGCAGAUCGCCUCUCAAGUUAACUAUAUCGAUACAGUCAUGGUACUUUAGCUGGAGUAAAACGCCAGCCCUAUGACAAAAACCUAAUCAAAUAAUAUGUAAUAUGUAUGUAAUACAUGUGUUAGCUCUUUGAUGAGUGUGUCAGUAGGGAUGGCUUUUGAUCUUCACGAUGUGCCUGUGUCUUUCGAUGAGCUUAACCAAAUGUUCCGUCUCGUCUAUCAGUCCUUAGUUUAAAGCAUCAAAACUGCUGUAAAUUACGGCAUUUAUGUAAGCCUAUCGUUAAUACACAGCUUUAGUCUUUUGUAAACAAUAUAAUAAUUUGAUUAGCUAGUUUGGAAUUCCCCCGUCUUAGCCAAAACUUUUAAAAGAAAACGCGGCAUCUUUUUUUCAGUGAAGUCAUUGAUAACAUCCCGACAGGUAUGCUCCUGUAGGCCUGCAGGUGAAUGUUGAACAUCAUUCAUGUUUAUCGGUGGUAACAUUGAUACUGCAAACAAACUAUAGGCCUACCCUGGCCCAAUCUUCAGGCCUAUGGCUGGUACAGAGAGUGGAUAGCAGCAGUGUAGGCUAUACCGACAUUGCUGCCCAUAGCCAAACCAAAGAAAAUGAAUUAUGAAUGACCUGGAAUAACUUAAUCCAAGGUUAAAUAAAACCUAUAGAAAAGGAAGAACUCUUUUUAGACAGGUGCUCAGGUUUGCCGCCUCAUGAAUAAGUAAAGGAUACGAAGAGUUUCUGGGCCUCCUAAUUAUCUAUGUGGUUUUCAAAAUGUAUAGGUCACGAUAUUGUGUCAAUAUGAUUUUCUCUAAUUGACAAGUGGUGGAAACCAAUAUUGGUUUAUGUCAACGCAUUGAGGUGGCAAGAAGGCCUACAUCAGUACGUUGUGCAAGUGUACCAGACUAUGACACCGAAGGCGACGAGUCAUUCUUUGUUCUGCAAGGAAUUUCCAUAACACCGGCGGCAUCAAGAUCUGCACUUGUUCACUCUAAACAUUGGCCUACCGGUACUCUUCCUGUCUGUAUAGCAAGUUAUUCCUGUCACACACUUGUUCACCGUGAGUGGUGGUCAGCAUGCGUCCAACUGAGUGAACCAACAAAAUACAACCGCUCUGCCAAUACAGAAUAUAGCUUGACCUGGAUAGUACAGAUUUAUGGUGCCAUUAUCUAAUCCUACAGCCAUGAUUCCGGAUAAUUGUACUUUAUGCGCGAAAUAUCAGAACCACAUUCAUGUGUCUGUCUUAUUAGCCGUGUUGAUUUUGGAUGAUGAUUCCAUUAACUCAUCCAAAAAGUUGUUGACCUGAUUUAUACAAAUAUGUGAAUUUCGUUCACGUUGGCUCACAAGCCUCUAGAGCAAUGGAUGGAACCAUCCAGAUCAUGCUGAAGCUCUGCUGAGGCUGCAGCUCAUGCGGUCCAGAUUGUUCUGAGGAAAUCGACAAGGAGUACCAGCGUUCGCCUAACGAUGUUGGUGCCUACAUAAAUGGGUGCGAUGGAGUUUUCGUGGCUAUGGCUUGCAAUCGUCGUCAGUCUCGCUGUGAUCUCGUCGACAGAUGGCGCAACGUGCAACAGAACGAGAACUAUAAACAUUGCUGUCGUUUACUAUGAUGAUGUCUACACAGCCGAGGACUGGCCUGCAAACUUCCCUCAGAGGCGCUUUGAGAGAUCUGAGACGGUUCCCAUCGAGGCUAAAGGGGGCGCCUGCUACAUCCUUAAGACAACAUUACGUCACAUCCUACUGGCCAACAUUUCAUUUGUAUUUAGUGAGCCGGAACUGCAUUCCAUUCGACAGUUUGAUAUUCUCAUGGGUCCAUUUUCUCGCAUCGUCGAAAAUCUCGCGUUAGCCGAGAAAAAGUUGUACUUGAUUACCUCUCCGGUCGAUCUCAGUUUUGAGGACAGGGUCACUGGAUCACGUGACACGAGAUUCUUAUUUCCCAUUUGGCCGCUUUGGUCCGAUUUCCUGAAAUUAAUGAAAGACUAUAUAUCCCACAUUCGUCUGGAGGAGAAGGUGACACGCAUUCAUAUAGUUUAUGGCGGGACGUCCGAGAAUAUUAUAUACGCUGCCCAGAAUCUACAUUCCAUGCUCAGCGAGGGUGCCUUGUUCGACUACGUUGGGUUAUCCUACUUCAUGAGAUACGACCCAAGAGAACCCCUCAAACAGGAGAGAAGUAACAUUCAGGGCCUAGUCAAUCCCGUCAUGCAGGAGGCCUGGCUUAUUAGUGACGUCAUAGAGAAUCGGGAAGCAGACCUUGUGAUUGGUUGUUUUGAUUUGGAGGAUUUGACCCCCAUUAUGAAACUGUUCGGCGACAAACAAGUGGACUUAGACCGAAGCAACCUGAAGUGGUUCAUCGCCAACAUGCUUUACACAUCAAGUUGGGAGCGCUUCUCCGACCUUGGCUUCGACUACUCUGCUGUGAGGGCAGCCAGUUAUUCCCGGGCCAAAUUUGGUCGUGGGGUCAACCGGCUUGCCGCUGAGGAUACCUUGAAGGCGUUGACGGUGGCCCUGGAAUCAUUGGACAAUCAAGACAAUCUGACAAGCGCAACAAUCGGGAACGCCAUGGGACAAGUUAAUAUCACGGACGUUAUGAUCGGAGGGAAGAUGGAGUUUGAUGAGAAUAACUACAGGACAGGGUACUUAGUGACGGUCCGAAACAUGUGCGAGAGCCUGGUUUGCUCUCGACCGCAAGGUACUUGGGUCAGUCAGGGCAGGGAUAACCCCGGGCAAUAUCGUCACAUCGGCACUCACAUCACCGAGGCAACAAAGGUCGUCGCCGUGUUGGAACACCCGUUUGUGAAUACCAAGAAGGAUCGCCUCUCCAGACUGAAAGGCAAUGAACGCUACGAGGGCAUCCUCGUGGACAUCCUGCAAGAGGUGGCCAUCAUACUCCUCAGGCAGGGCAAGCGCUUUGACUACGAGAUCUACGAAGUGCCUGACCACAAGUAUGGGGUAAGGCACCCCAAUGGGACCUGGGAUGGCGCCUUUAGAGAAAUCAAAGAUAAUCGAGCCACUCUAGCAGUGGGGAUGAUCUCCAAAACAAAAGAACGGAUGACGGAAUUCCAGUUCUCUCCCGGGUUCGCCUUCACUGGUAUAACCUUCAUCGUCCACAAACAGGAGUUGAAGAACGUCUACUUCCAGUUCCUGCGUCCGUUCGAGAUGCGAAUCUGGGGAGGGAUAGUGGCAGCUUGGUUAUUCUCGUCCCUACUGAUUUACACCUUCCAUAGAUGGGACCCAUUCAAGGACAAUUUACCGUUGAAGAAGAAGAAGAAACAGGAGCCUGUAGACGAGGACGCACCGAAUUACACAGACGACAGAUUCGCACGUGACGAGAGAUACAAUUUGAAGGAAAGUUUCUGGUACAGUUACCUAACUCUGGCGCAGCUUGGGACGCCAUUCGCAGCAUACUCAUACCCAAUAAGGAUAUACUCAGUGUUUUACUGGUUCUUUGCUCUUAUAGUCGUCGCCUGCUAUACAGGAAACUUAGCAAGUUUUCUCACCGAGAGCAUAUUUUUUCAUCCGCAUUUAACUAUAAAGGAACUCCUCAAGGAAGGAUAUGACUUUGGUUGGAUGAAAAGUACGAGUAUUGAGAAAUUCUUUGUUGACAGUCCGAUUUGGGAGUAUCAGGAGAUGAACAGGGAGUUGCGCAGACGGAAGACCUAUGCUGCCUCCUAUAAACAUGGGUUGGCCAUGAUCAAAGAGAAUACGAACUUUGUCUUCAUUGCGACGCAUCUUUUAUUGUCUUACUACGAGGGCAUGGAUGAGAACUGUACCCUCCACGUGAGCCAAGAGCGGCUGGAUAUGACCGAGCUGGCAUUUCCAAUGAGAUCGGAUUGGGCUCUCCUGGAAGAGUUCAAUGCGGCCAUGAUGGAAUUAAGAGAAGCGGGACAUAUACGAAGCAUAUUUAAUAAAUGGCUGACGUACGCCAGCAAAUGCAGCCAGGGGGAAGAUGACGAUGAUGAUUCCAUUAGUUUAGACUUCGACAGUUUCAUCGGACUUUACGCGGUGCUCGCUGGGGCCAUUCUAGUCUCCGGGGUGAUCCUGGUCAUCAAAAUCAAAUAUGGUCAUCUGAGUUUCUUUGCCGUUGUCAGAUUGAUCCUGGACCGACGCACCUCAGCUUAGAAAGAAAAGAGACAGACUUGUACAGUUAUCAGUCAAAGUUCCAAAUCAUGGAACGGAAUAACGAAGGAACAAUUUGAUAUAUUCGAGGGUGAUCAGGAUUGACGAUUUAUACGAUAUACAUGUACUGACAAUGACAGUUAUGUGGUUAACUUACUUCGUGACCUUGUGAUCUAUGAAUAGUGUUUAUAACCACCGAACUCUUUUGACUAGUUGUGUUACAAUUUGCAUAUUUUAUGUAUUAUGAUGGGGACAUCAAUUAUCGUUUUUGAGGGCAGUGUGACGAUAAUUAUUAUUUCUGUGUUCGUCUAGUUGGAUAAUGACUCUAAGUAUAAAACUAGACAAGGAAUGAGGAUAUCUUAGAGAACUUACUGUGUCGAAUGCAAAGAGAUGGGUAAUAGACUGUAUUGCACUGAUGUUUCACAAACCUUAUAAGUUGAUGACCAAAAAGGUUUAUAAAACUUCCACAAUGAUGAUGAUGAAGUGAUUUUCCUCAUCGGUGGUUUUUUAGCGUAUCCUGAUCAAGGCAAGUGUUUUCGGGACGAUCUUUGAUCGGUUCUCUUUUCCUACGGAAUGGGGAUCUCAAUGAUUCAGAGAUGAUCCUAGGCUUGUUGAACCUUUAAAAUAUUAGAACAAGAAUGACGCAUUCAAUUUGGAAUAAAAUCUUAAGCAAGGCUUUUCAAAACUCGCUGGAAAUCUCUCUCCUGUAGAUCUUUACAUUCUCGUUGGAAUCCUUUUUUUAUCUUCUUGAAUAUAUUGGAUGAUUCAGCAAAAAUGUAUCUUACUCAAGUCACAUAAUCUCAGUCAUUGCUCAAAAAUUCCAUCUAUGGCAGUAAAAAACAACGGUCUAUCUGCGCCAUUUUGUGGCCAAGCUCAGUCAAAGAUCGAGUCAUACCUUGAGGCUCUCCCUCAGGUUGGUUGGAAAGGUCGUUCAUUGUCAUCCCAAAGGCAGUGACAAUACCGAGACUUGCAAUCUCUCACUUAAAAGACUAGUUGAAUCAAUAAAAUAUGGAAUCAGAAUGAGGCAUUUCAAUCAAUCCUUAGCAAGAUGUCUUAAACCUUGCUGAAAAAUCUCCGAACCGAGCAAGAUGUCUUAUAAGCUAUCCGCGACCUCGGGAAACACCAUAGCCAGGAAUGUGACGAAGACAAACAAUUUAAUUAGCUGGUGAUAAAUAUAGCACGUGACCAGCUUCUGAGCCCAGGUGAGGACUUUACUGUCAGGUUGGUGAAGAACUGCAUCAAUCACUUUCUCAGUCACUGCGAAUCCAAGUGGUCUGUGUACGUAUACUAUUGGAAAGUACGGCCAAUGGUUAACGAGAGUAUUCAUUGAUAUACAUUGUACACGUCAUAUAUCACUGAUCGAGCAUGAAAAUGUUUUAUUAGAAACUGUGAUCCGAAUACAUGAACAUGAUGCAAGGGGUGGUUGACACACUUUCUCAAGAAUGUCACGUUACAACUUGAACGCAUGGCCGCGACGAAGGUCACAACCGAUGCGAUCGUAACGGGUAACGAACCAACGAUUAUUGGAACGCAUGGCCGUGACGAAGGUGGAAAAGUAAAGUGAGGUGCCGUUGAAGGUCACAACCGAUGUGAUCGUUACGGGUAACGAACCAACGAUUAUUGGAAGAUUGGAGUGUUCAGUCGAUGGACAUAGGGAUAUUCAUGAACUUACAAGGUCUGCAUGGGAACAUGCCGCUUGCAGAGCCAUUUAUUGUAGCAAGUAGCGGGCUUUCCCUGGCAAUUACACGCCCGCAUUCCAUUAAUUCCGAUUCCGAGUCCCUCAACAACAUAUUUGGAUUCAAAAAGCGAAACAAGACGUCAAAGGGAAGUGUGUCAUCUCCGAAGAAACAACCUGGGAGAUCUUGGCCGAGUAAGAACAAGCAGACGGAGGACCAUCACCAAGCUCAAAAUGCGGAGUUGUGACGGCCGUUGUGGCAUCUGC